Messenger RNA from Chara braunii, 3062 nucleotides. The record is from the annotation of a GenBank genome assembly. NCBI's taxonomy places the organism in Eukaryota, Viridiplantae, Streptophyta, Charophyceae, Charales, Characeae.
AGAGAGAGAGAGAGAGAGAGAGAGAGGGAGAGAGAAGCUUGAGACAUGCAGAUGAGCAGAGAGUGAGACGGGGGGAGAGAGAGAGAGAGAGAGAGAGAGAGAGAGAGAGAUGCAGAUGAGGAUAGUUAUUGGGAGCGAUGCUGGGAAGUGGCCUGAGCGAGAUUUCCAAGUCAUGGUCAAGAUCGUUUUUAAUUGGUUCGUGUGGUGAUGGGGAAGUGUGGAGAGAAGAGGAGAGGGAGGUAAUCGAAAUGGGUUGCUAAUGGGGUUUGUGCGCCCGCUGCCCUCCACAGGCGGAGGGCCUGCAUCAAAGGCCAGGAGGCGAAGUACUGGCGGUCAUCGUAAUUCAAAUCGGUAAGAUUGUUUGAGUUGAUGUCAUCUGUCGAUGGGCAACUAUGUGAUGAUAGGGGUAGAAGAGGGGGGAGGAGUCGGGAAGUGGGGGGGGAGGUCAUUUGGCAGAGGGUGUUAACUUUUAAAUGUGGUGUGAUGAUUAUCGUUUGCUCUCUGUUGAUGUCAUCGUUGGAGGUCCAUUAGAAUGAACAGGUACAGAGGAGGGAGGAAGAUGGAAUUGAGAUUACGAAUACUAAGGAAUAGUUUCAGAUUUUUGCAUCGUCUUCGCGGCGACGUGGUCUGCAUUGGUAGCUAGCUUAUGGGAAGAUCAGGAUCAUGGGCAAACGGGAAGGCAGGUGUAAAGUAGCCAGGGUUUGUGUUCUGUCCAUUCAGUUUGUCCGAUUUAUGUGAUUAACACUUUUUUGUCCUCUCCCGAAUUACAGGAGAAAUUAGAGGGUGGAACAUGAUGAUGAUGAUGAUGAUGAUGAUGAUGAUGCGGGGAGGAGGAAGAUGGGGAGGAGGAAGAUGGGGAGGAGGAGGAGGAGGAGGACACCGUUGUGAGAGUAUAGGAUUCUGAUGGUCAUUAUUCGUAGAGAUGAUUUGUACUGUAUGUGGCUAGGAUCAGGUGUUAGUUUCACUAACUAGCACACACACACACACAAAGAGAGAGAGAGAGAGAGAGAGGGAGAGAGAUUUGCUAGUGAAGUGGAGGAUGUUAGGCAUUGAGGGUUUAGGACGCCGGCAUUUGCCGGGAAUUGUACAAUGUUAAAAAUAUGAUCCGUGCGAAUUGGGAGAAGUAUUUUCUUGAAGUUUGUGAAGUCCAACAUUCAGCAGCACUGCCGAUUUCGCAGAUAUCACUCUCACCCAUUCUCUUUGUCCUUCUCGUGCACAAAGUUCUGUCUCAUGCUCGCAGCAAAGGUGCCGGCUUUGUGCAGGCACUUGCAGAUGGAGUGCUUUUAUAUCAUUGGUUGUGGCUGUUGUCUUUUCAGUGUUUUCACAUCGGUGUCUUUUACCAUCUGGCUCUCUUGCAUGGUGAUGGCUGAAUGCAUUCACCACGGUUUUCCGGUUUUGUUCAUUGAGACCUUCGUUUCGUUUUUGAUUCUUAAUGAUUGGUUCCCUUCAUCUUCUUUCUCCUCUCCUUCUUCUCCCACAAUACGGCCAAAGGUGUUCCCUCUAAUCGCCUUCUUUGGUGCAUCCGUAAGAUGGCCUUCUCCUUGGGAUGAUGGCUAGCCGCGAACUCGACAGACGGAGGAAGAAGCCAAGAAGAUGCCCAGGCCUGUGGAUCUUCGGUUGGCCUCUGUCGUCAUUUAGUGCACCCAUUCUAGCGCUUGCCUCGAUUGGGAGGGAUUCUGGCUUUCCCUUUUUGUUGGGAUAGAAAAGUCAAAGUCAAAGUCAAAGUCAAGAGACAGAGGAAGAAGUGGAGAAUAUGCCCCCCAGGCCUGUGGAUCUCCGGUGGACCUCUCUGGUUAUCUAGUGGCAGCCUUUCUAGGUCUUUGCCUUGAUUGGGAGCGGUUCUGGCUUUCCCAGUUUGUGUGGUUUUCCAAGGUGGCGCCAUUUUUUUUGCGAACUCGUUUUGCAUCCUCACUACUCGUUUUCUUUUCGGAUUUUUCCUGAAAAGGGAUUUUUAUAGGGAUUAAAAAAGGGGGUUAUUAUAUUUUAUGCUAUGCGCUAUGCUUGUCGACCUGUCUCGGCCUUUGUUUCUUCACAUUUUCAGCGUUUCGUCCAUGGUUCACGUUCCUUGUGCUUAUGCGUCUUUCAUGCUUCAGCAGAUCUACAGAGGAGAAGAGGAAAGAGCAGAGGAGUGGCUUCAGCAUGCAACGGGUGACCAAUCGCGAUGUGGUUUCGGUCAGUGUUUUUUUUUGUUAAUUGAAUUUUGCUUGGAUCUUGAUGGGGCCAGUGCUCCGCGAAUGUGGCCCUGCUUCCGUCUUGGUGCAAAGACAGUUUUCCCAGAAUGGCCAGAUGAUAUUGCGAAGUGCCGGAAAUGCAAAGGGAGGCUUCGUUGAGAAUUCACUUUUUUUGUUGGCGGGAAGGUGAAAGUUGGCAGGACGGUGAAAGUUGGCGGGAAAGUGAAAAUUGGCGGGAAAGUGAAAGUUGGCGGGAAAGUGAAAGUUGGCGGGAAAGUGAAAAUUGGCGGGAAAGUGAAAGUUGGCGGGAAAGUGAUUGGAAAGAUUGGGCACUAGUGGUGAGGCCAAAAGUAAAGCUUGAUAGACAAAAGUUUUGAGGCGUUAGCUUGUUCUUUGUGUCUCGAGGAGAUGGUUCGUAGGAUGCCUACCUUCUCAGCAGGUUCAAGGAGGAGGUGAUUCUCCCUCGGAGGAGUUUAAAUUUUGAGGCUUCUGUUCGAUCUUCUCUGAGUUCCUUGUUGAUCGAGUCAUGACUCGUGGGUGAGGUUUUUUUUUUUUAACUUUAUAUUUUUCGACGUUUUGGUUGAUUCUGUGUGCAUUGGAGAGAGAGGAAAGAAUGCUGAGUGUGGAUGCGAUAAGAGAGUGAGUGGCAUGUAGUUAUUUUGUGGAAGCAAAUCUUGUUUUUUUCAUUUUUUUCAAAUUUUUUUGCAUGUUGUAUUUAUGUAGUUCGACUGCCUUUUUUUUUCCGACGCUGCUCGUCUUAGUCCUCUUUUAGGAUUUUGAAUUUUUCAGUGGCAAUCUGAGCGAUUCACGUUUUUUGCAUCUUUGUCCUUGUGCUGUAGGGUUUCUUGAUGGUCCUGCUCUACUGUCUUCACUGUAAUGCAACAAGCGGUC